Knipowitschia caucasica is the source of this 3138-nucleotide messenger RNA. Lineage: Eukaryota; Metazoa; Chordata; Actinopteri; Gobiiformes; Gobiidae. The record is from the annotation of a GenBank genome assembly.
AUGUCCGUCCCCAUCACCUGCUCCCCUCCUCCCCCCCUCACCCCUGCUCCCUCGCUCACCACCUCUGCCCACGUCAUCAAAUCGGCCACGCCCGCCUCGCCGCACCUGCUGGUCCCUGCUCCGCCCAAACUCACCGCCACAGCCGCACCUGCCCUGCGCACCUACGCCCGCCCCAUCUUGCCAUCUCCGGCCAAAACACAACCACCAAACUCCACAACUAAUACAAGUACUACUACAGCUGCUGUGGCCGUUACCAUCACGUCUGCUUCUGCUCCUACUACUACUUCUUUACUGGCAAAAACAUCCUGCGCUUUGACCAAUGGCAGCACAAAGACAGUUGCCACGACAACCUCCACGCCAAUCACGCCUUUCCACACUCCAGCGAGCCCCCCGGGACGACAGGUGUCUCAGUCUGUUCCUGUGGGCUCUCCUCCGCUGGCUCGGACCAAUCAGAACCCAGCUCCAGUCCGACAGAGAGUCUCCCAACAGACACUGCUGCUGGGGAAGAGCCUCCGAGGAGCGGGCCAGGACCAAGUGCUGCUGCGCGCCCAGAUGCUGAUCCUCACGUCUGCCAUGAGACCCUCCUCUUCCUCCUCUGCCCCCUCCACUCCAGCCUCUGCCCAGAUCCAGAGCCUGACGCUUCGGCCUCCUCCCCCCGGGACACUCACUAUCCCGCCUUCACUGCGUCUUAAACCCCCCAUGUCCACUUCCUGCUCUGUGGCUACGCCCCCUCCUUUGUCCCGCCCACAGGCUGCUUUGUUCCCGCCCCUAAGGCCCCGCCCAGUCACCACGACAACCACAGACAACAUCAACACCACGACAACGGCCAGUCGACACCUCUCCGUCCCGCCCCCAACCCUGUACUCUCCUGUCCGGGCCGUCCCACUGAGACCUCGGCUGCUGUCUCCAAACGGUCACCGAUCUCCAGCUCCAAAAACCUUCCACCCCAUCGCUGCGGCCGCUCCGCCCACAACCACAGGCCACACCCCCAUAAACCGGUCCAUACCGGGCCUCAAAACACAGUCUCUCCUCUCCCCAGGACCGUCCCCUGCGCCCUGCUUUGAGCGCUCGCCGUCCGCCGCUCGGCAACUGCAGAUUAUUGCUCUUUCCUCGGGCCGGCAGCUCCAAAAUACUAAUACGGCUCCUCAGAAGCUCGCAGUGCAUUCUGAAAGCAAAACUGUGCUUCCGCUCAGCCCCUCGUCAGGCAAAAGGAGCUCGCCGCUACCUUCCACAACUGCUCAGAAAGAGAGACUAAAACCAGACAAAAGCGAGGAAGCAGAUAAAGUACCUAAAGACUUCAAAAUAGGAAAUGUUGACCAAAGAGAGAAGGACAAAUCAAAAGUCACUGGUGACAAAGAGGAUGCUAUUCCAGCUAAAAAACCUAGACUGGAUGAAAGCGCCAAUGCGAAAGACAGCACGGAUUCGCAAACUGUAAAAAAGCAAGAAGAGGAGAAGAAAAAGGCUGAUGCUGCAGCGGAGCAAGCUAAAAAAGUACAAGAAGCUAAAGACUCGAAAAACGAGACAAAACCCAGGAUUUCUGAAGCCAUUGCGCCAACGUCACAGACAAAAGCUUCUCCAAGUCCGACACAGAAGUCGAGCCCAGGUGCUAUAGCGUCGCCGGUAAGGACUCAGCUCAGUGUGGCGACUGCGGCGGUUUCCGGGCAGCCAAACCAGAGCCCCGUCUCCUUAGCUGUUCCUGUGUCUCCCGUGCAAGAGGUUACGACCAAUCAGAGCAGGUUAAACGGGCUGCAUUCAACCAAUCAGGAUGACAACCUCUCCAUACAGUCCGACAACCAAUCAGCUCUUUCCAGUCUAUCGUCCCAGUCUCCCCCAUGCUCCCCCUUCGUCUCCCCCACUGUGGAGCCCUCCCUCCCCCCUCCCCAACCUCCGGAACGCCCCACGGACCUCAGCCUUAACCACAAACCGGACCAAACUAACCAUGUCCAGAACCACACAACAGAACCCCUAACCGCACCAGAGGCCCUCAACCCAUCCGAGGAAGAGGAGGAGGAAGAGGAAGAGGUCUGUCCGUGGGAGCCCAAAGCGUGGCCGGACGGACAGCAAGUGCUCACUCAUCUGGUGGAGGGCUUUGUGAUCCAAGAGGGUCUGACGCCAUUCCCAGUGAACAGGUCGUCUUUACUGGUGGCAGAUCAGGAACCCAAACCACAGGAAGUGAACGGGACCAACGGCAAUGCCACUUCUCCGAUCGCCACGGAAACUAGGAAACAAUCAGAGCAUUCCACCGACUCUGAGGAGGAGGAGGAGGAGGUAGGAGGAGGAAGAGGAGGAGGAGAGCCCGACGAGCACAACUCCACCACAACAAAGCCGCCGCACAGGGACCGCGCCGUGCUGCACUGUCAGUUCUGUGGAAAACGAGGCCACGCCCACAACUUCAUGAGGUCCAAACGCUUCUGCUCCACUUCCUGUGCGCGCGGGUUUAACGUGCGGCUGACCAAGAGGCUGCGGGCGCUGAGUGCAGGCAGCAGGAGCGACCGGCCGCGACCGGUUCUGAACCGAGCCGAGUCUGUGCCGGGGAAACCACUGCUGCUGCGACUGCCUAAAGAUCUGUGGAGCGCGGGUCGCAGAGAGAAAGAGGUGAAAGAGAAGCCUCCUCCAGCAGCAGCAGCAGAGGACGAGGACGACGACAUGGAGGUGGAGGCCGGAGCCGAGGACGACGACGAUGCACAGGAGGAGGAGGAAGAAGAGGAAGAAGAGGAGGAAGAGGAGGAGGUGGAAGAGGAGGAGCCUGCUGCCAUGACGACCUCCCCUCACAGUAACAACAGCAUCCCUCAUAACAACAGCAGCAGCAACAACCACAUCUCUCACAGCAUCAGCCACAACAGCAGCCACGGUCAGACGGAGGCCGCAGUACCACAGCGCGUCCAGAGGAGGGCGUCGGCUCCGGCUGUGACCUCCACCUUCAGGCCGUCGCCGUCGCAGUGGAGCGUGGAGGAAGUGACCGCCUUCAUCAACUCGCUGCCAGGCUGUGGAGAUGUGGCAGAGGCGUUCCGUGUGCAGGAGAUCGACGGCCAGGCGCUGCUGCUGCUCACAGAGGACCACCUCAUGACCAGUAUGAACAUCAAACUGGGACCAGCCCUGAAAAUCUGUGCCCACAUCAACUCCCUCAAGAACCAGUGA